AUGAAAGCCUUGGGUGAAAACCUAAUGGAUAUGCGGGGAACUCCGAUUGUACUUCUAGUUGGACUGGAAACCAAUAUAAGCAGUCUGUUUGAAGGAUGUUUCUCCCAUCAGAUGCUCAAUGUCCUGGCUUUGAGUACAUUGAAUCCGAAGUUUGUAUACAGCUACCGCGCCUUUCCCUUCUUCAAAUUGGUACGGAGAAGAAUAAGCCAAGUCGAUAGGUUCUUUGAGGCCCAAGUCAAGGAUCUUCAGGGUUAUCCCAUCGCCACCGUCCCCUACAAUCUUCUGCCGCGAUCUGUGAUCUACAGGGAUGGGGAGGGUCGCCGCCAGAUGACGGGCUACCUCACCCAUUUCUACAGGAAUUUCGCCAGGAGCCUGAACGCCUCCUUGCUGGUUCGUUGGGAUCUGGUUCCGAAGGACGAGACUCCCAGCAUCGAAGCCACUGCCGCGUUGCUUCGCGAUGGCCUGGUGGACUUUCCCCUGGUGCUGACCACACUCGCUCCGGAACCCUUCUAUCCCAGCCACGUGGGCGAGAUAACCAGCUGGUUCUUGAUGCUGCCCGUGGAACCAGACGUGUCUCCCUCCAGCCUGUAUUUCAACCUCAAGGGCUGGCAAUACUUCUUGGGCCUGAUGAUCAUUUUGGCGCUGCUGCUGGUCAACGCCCAUCGCCUGGAGUCGGGGCAAGGACUCCUCACCCUGCGAUGCGGGAACAUCCUCGGGGAUCACGUGCUGCGAGCCAUCCUGGCACAGUCCUUCGUCAUGCCCAGCAGGCUCUCCUUCAGCAGAACUCUUCUUUACAGCCUGCUGAUGAUGGCGGGACUCAUAGUGAGCACUUUCUACAGUGCCAAUCUAGCAACGCUACUCGUCCAUCCCCCAGCUGCUUUCAGGAUACUCAGCUACGACGACCUCAGAAGGACCCGUGGCAAAAUCCUUAUCUCCCAGCAGGAGCUGCCCACCCUGAAUGACUCGGUGGGCAGGGAAGUUUUGGAGCGAAACCUGGACACCUUCGAGGUGACCCCGUCCGUGGUGGACUUUCUGGCCCAUCGCAAUGAGCUGAACACCUCCUUCGCCUACCCGGUCACCAACACAUUGUGGCCCUUUCUCCAGCUCAAACAGAUCCGAAUGCACCGACCCCUUUUCCGGAAGUCCAAUGAAAUAAGCUUCACGCGAUUCAUGCCGGUCACCAUGCCGAUGGCGAGGAACUCCAUAUACCGCGACGUCUUCAACACGUACCUCAGCCGCACCCUGGCCAGCGGGCUGUACGACCUGUGGUUCCGGAGAUCCUACCAGGAGGCAGUGGCCGUGGGCAAACUGAACUACACCGUGGAUCCCGCGCCGUCACUCUAUCACGAUCUGGUGUGGGAGGACCUGUACUACGUGUGGAUUGCCUACUUGGGAGGCACCAUGGUCGGCAUAGGGAUGCUAGCUGUGGAGAUCUCUUGCUCCAAGUGGGGUCCAUUGAGACGAGCACCCAUUGAAAUGCACUAG
This is a messenger RNA of Drosophila mauritiana, 1485 nucleotides long. RefSeq lists its product as uncharacterized. NCBI's taxonomy places the organism in Eukaryota, Metazoa, Arthropoda, Insecta, Diptera, Drosophilidae. The coding region runs from base 1 to 1485 and encodes 494 amino acids. The transcript has a single exon. The record is from RefSeq and is a predicted model, not a curated record.